AGCGUCGGGGCGGGUAAAGGAGUGUGCGUGCGGUACAGCUGAGUAUACCAUUGGGCUGCGUGAUGUCACGUCGGUUGUUGGACAGGUCGGAGCGGUGUUGAAAAUAAACAAUAAAGAAGCGCGGGCGGAGGAAGAGGGAGAAGCUGCGGGCAGAAGAGACAGACAGAGGACUCUUUCUAAUCCCAGCGCUGAGCCGGCUCCAUUGUGUCUUGGUCGGGGGCAGCGGCUGUUAUCGUAGCAACAAAGGAGGGGGCUAUGGAGAGUCCUUUGAUCCUGAGAGUCAGCGUCUCCUCGGACCAGGGCGGCAGGAAGUACAUGGAGGAUGUUACUCAGGUGUUAGUGGAGCCAGAGCCGGGGGAAGGAGAACUUUCCUGGGAGGAGGAGGAGGAAGAAGAAGAAGAAGAAGAUGGGGACUCGGAGGGAGAAGAGGACUCUCCGAGGCGGACUCCAGCUCGCAGCAGAGGCGCCCCUGGGGGAAGCGGGCAGUCUGUGGCCUUCUUCUCGGUGUUUGAUGGACACGGCGGGCGGGAGGCCGCUCACUUCGCCCGGGAUCACUUGUGGGGCUUCAUCAGGAAGCAGAAGGGCUUCAUGUCACGGGAUCCGGAGGAAGUGUGUGCCGCCAUCCGUAAGGGCUUUGUGGCUUGUCAUCAAGCAAUGUGGAAGAAGCUUCCUGAAUGGCCAAAAACAAUGACUGGACUCCCUAGCACAUCAGGAACUACAGCAAGCGUUGUUAUUGUGCGUGGAAAUAAACUAUAUGUUGCACAUGUCGGUGAUUCUGGUGUUGUAUUUGGGAUUCAGAAUGGUGCUAAAGAGACUGUGAAGGCCUUGGAAGUGACACAGGACCAUAAACCAGAGCUCCCGAAGGAAAGAGAAAGAAUAGAAGGGCUUGGUGGCAGUGUUAUUAAUAAAUCUGGAGUAAAUAGAGUGGUUUGGAAAAGACCCCGUUUAACACACAAUGGUCCUGUAAGGAGAAGUACAAUAAUUGACCAGAUUCCUUUCCUGGCUGUGGCUCGUGCCCUUGGUGACUUAUGGAGUUAUGAUUUCUACAGUGGGGAGUUUGUGGUGUCUCCGGAACCUGAUACAAGUGUGCACACAAUUGAUCCUCAGAAGCACAAGUUUAUCAUUAUUGGCAGUGAUGGCCUUUGGAACAUGGUCUCCGCACAGGAUUCAGUUUCUUUGUGUCAGGAGCUGGAGAAAUCCUGCGCAUCUGGAGAAUGUGGGCAGUCUUGUGCAAAAAUGCUAGUAAAUCGGGCACUGACACAGUGGCGACAACGCAUGUUGCGAGCAGACAACACAAGUGCCAUUGUCAUUUGCAUCUCGUCUGAUUCAGAAAAACACAGAUGUUCUAAUGAGGAGCUGAUAAUAAAUUUGUCUGAGAGACCGCACUACAAUAGCCAGGACAUGUACCUCAUGUCAACGUCACCUUGUUCCACACCUCCAGUCAAGAUACUGGAAGAUGAUCCAUGGUGGAGACUUACUCUAUCUGAGCCUCUUCCAUCCCUUAUUCGCCGAAAUGCCUUCUCUGAUAGUUGUAGCAAAUGGGGCUCUGAGUCAGGCAAAUCUAAAGCACUUGCAAACCCCUCACAUCCUUUAGGGGAUUCUGGAAACCCUGAAGAUAGUCAGUGGGCCAGUGGAUCUCCAAACAUCUCCCCUUCUAUAUAUAUCUUCCCUGGCCCCUCUUCAGCUGUUGGUACAAAGGGCACUAAAACGCCAAGCAGUAAUAGUCCAAAAACUGAAACGGAAAAGUUAUCUUCCUUAAAACGAACUCUAGAGGAGUCCAACUGUGGACCUGCAGUGAAAAAAUCAAGACGGACCUUAACUAGGAGUAGUGGUGUGCAGGCUGAAGGCCCCUCUACCACACCGAAAAGGAGGAGUACAGAGAGGGUUAUAAUGAGACGCAGUCUUCGAGGUCAGAAGAAACUUGGUCAUCCUUUAUUACAUCAGCAUAGAAAAAGUAUAUGUGUGUGUUGAAUAAUUCUUGCAUAUCGUGUUCAAACCCAUUGCCUGUAUUGAUGUUUUUAUUUUCCAUCACUUCAAUAUGUUUCCUGUUUUCAGACUGCAUUUUUCAUAUAAGCGGGCCCCACAGUCUCUCCUUCCAGAUGUAGGCUUUUUUGGAUUUCCAAUCUUUUAGCUGGUUGUGGUUUUAAAUUGUUAAUAUAUGUUAACAUUUUUAUAUAUGUGUGUGUGUGUAUAUAUACAUAAUGUUGGAUCCCUAUAAUUUUAAAAUUGUACAUAUGUAUGACUGACAUGUAUACAUUUUAAUGUACAUGUUAAAGGUAUCAACUGUCACAAUGUUCCACCUGAGCUCUGCAGAGGGCGAUGUUGAGCAUUGUGUGUUUUCUAGAUAAGUGUGACUCGUGUCUGAAUUGCGUCAAGAAAAUGGCUCUAAUCGAAUGCGUAAUUGUUAUUGGGAACAGGUUUUAAUACAAAAAAAUUCAGAUCGUCUGGAAUGUAUCAAAUUGAUUUUAAGUGGUCACUUAUUUAUAAAGACAUAAGUAAAUGCAGAUAAAAAAAAUGUAAACACUAUUUUUUACCAUAUGGAGGAAAGUGACAGGCUUUCUUCAUCGCAUAUUGCUUGUGAGUAUAGGGGAGCAUGGGCUCUCUCCUACUAUGCAGAGCCCGUGUAUGGCAGCAGCAUUCGUAGUUGAGGACGUGAUCUAUAAAAAGCAGUUACUUGGCCAUCAAAAGAUUUACUUUAAUUGGGUGUGGUUGAAUUCAUUUAAAUACACUAAAUGCGCUCAUGGUGUCUGACUGUUCAAUCAUCUCUCUAGAGGGUGGGUGCCUGUACUUGAUAACAUAAAGGUUGGCUGGUGAUUAAAGCAACUUGCAAGAGAAUGUCUCCACAUGAGGUUGAUGGAAGAUGGGUAGUCUUAAAUUGUUACUAAACCCAGUAAUAUGAAAAUGGUUCUUCUGCAACCCUACAUUAAAAUACUGCCACUAUAUAUCUUUUUGGCUGAGCUAUAUACCACGUUUACAUGAUAAACUGCAGUAUCUCUAGUGAUGAAAGUUAAAGUAGGAGGAGAUUUCCACUUCAGCCUGUAUACACGCCCACAUGUGUGAUACCAAUAUCAUGUGACCCGGCUAUCUCUGGGAACAAGUAAUUAUUCUCUCCAGCAUAAGACACAACUGAGCAUGUGCAGGUUGGCUACCCUGACUGUUAGCUAGCUUUCCCUAGAUACAGUGUAGGAGGGAAGGAUCUGUGCAUAUAAAACCUCUUGCCAACCGCCCGCCGUCAUUAUACGGCGGCUGUUUGAAGGGGACUACCGGGGGUUAUGGCAGUAACUAGCUGCCAUAACCCCAGUAUCCUCUUCUUCAGGGUCAGUUGGCUUUCAGAUAAAAGUGGUAUCUGCGGCGGAUUCACCACAAGAACACUUUUAUCGGGGGCGAGAAGGUGACCCCACCCCUGCGCUCCGGUCAUCUCCGCUGCUUACCGGUAGCGGCAGAAACUAUCGGGUCCUCUGCCCUCACAGGCUCGAUGCCAAGUGUGGGAAAGAUGUCCCCCCACUGGGCUCCACCCCAUUGGAUGGCAGAAGCGACGUCAAACAUCACUUCCGCCCAAUGGUCUUAAAGGGAAAAAUACUUUUUUUAUUUUUUUUAUUGCAUU
This is a messenger RNA of Rana temporaria (common frog), 3604 nucleotides long. It is a transcript of the gene PPM1D, whose product is annotated as protein phosphatase, Mg2+/Mn2+ dependent 1D. NCBI's taxonomy places the organism in Eukaryota, Metazoa, Chordata, Amphibia, Anura, Ranidae. The transcript has 6 exons. The coding region runs from base 256 to 1971 and encodes 571 amino acids. Gene Ontology annotation, cellular component: cytosol; nucleus. Gene Ontology annotation, molecular function: cation binding; mitogen-activated protein kinase binding; protein serine/threonine phosphatase activity. Gene Ontology annotation, biological process: protein dephosphorylation. The record is from RefSeq and is a predicted model, not a curated record.